AUGGCGGCGCCUGCUCUAGCCGACGCACGCGAUGCUGACGGCCUCACGCCGCUCCAUCUUGCCGUUGUUCACGGCAAUGUGCCCCUAGUGCAGACGUUGCUCGCCGCCGGUGCGGAUGUAAACGCACGCGAUAACGAGCACCAUACCGUCGUGCAUUGGGCCACCGUAUGCGGCGAAGUGGGAGCACUUCGGGCAGUGUUGGCAGCGGGAGCCGAUGCUGCGACACCCGACCAACAUGGCGGUUAUCCGUUACAUUAUGCAGCGCAAAUGUGCGGAGCUCCUGCAGCAACCGACCAUCAGAGCAGAGGAGCUGCACUGGAAGUAUUGCGUGCGUUAGUGCGGGAAGGCGGUGCGAGUGUGGACGUGCGCGAUGCGGACGGACGCACGCCGUUGUUGUGGGCAGCUUCGGCUGGCUCUGCUGCUGCUGUAUUAGCUCUGCACCAGGCUGGAGCCAGGGUGGACGAUGCUGAUAGAGAUGGUUUAACUGCUUUACACUGUGCGGCAGCAAGAGGUCACACGGAAGCUUUAGAGACUUUGGUAGGCCUAUGCGGUGCUAGAGUAGAUGUGGUGGAUUCGCACGGCUGCACCCCACUCCACUACGCCGCUGCGCUGGGCCACGCUGACGCCACUUCCGCGCUGCUGGUGCACGGCGCAGAUGCACAUCGCCAGGACAGGAGAGGUCGGAGCCCUGCCCACACGGCUGCCGCGAAAGGACAAAUUGAAACUGUUCGAAUCCUUGGGGCACGAGGAGCAAAUCUAUGGCUACGUAAUUCAAAAGGUGAUUUGCCAUUACAUGAAGCUGUUGCAUCUGGUCGCAGAGAGUUAGUAAAAUGGCUUUUAGAUGGAAGACCAUCGCAAGUAAACGCAACUAAUCACGAGGGCCGCACACCUCUACACAUAGCAGCAGCAACCGAUAAUGCCGAUCUUUGUCGUCUCCUGCUUGAUCGUGGAGCAGAAGUUAAUCUAGUUGCAAGAUCGUCAAAGAAUGAACCUUUAACACCAUUGGAUUGCGCCGCUAGUCGAGGUCAUAGAUCAACAGCAAAAUAUUUGCAAAUGCACGGUGGUUUACCUGCAUCAAAAUUGUCAAAUACUGAAAUUGUUAUUGACGGAGCUCCAAUUUCCGCCUUACCGCAACGAAAAGUCACCAGCACAAAAAUAGAUGUACGUGAUCGUAUUAGAAUAGAAAAAAGAGAAGUAGUUGAACUUUCAAGUCCUUCAUUAGAAAGACGACGUACAAAAGAAAGAAGUUACGAUUAUUUUACUAAUGAUUCUUCUUCUGAUGACAGGAAAUCCAGAAAAAAAUCUAACAUCAAGUAUUCGGAAAAAUAUCAAGAUCGUAAGAAAAGGCUAAUUAGAGCGCAAAAGAGUUUUAGUGAUGGUUAUGAUAGUGAGUUUGAAGGUUAUGAGACAAAGGAAUAUCACAAACGAAAACACAAGCAAAGUUCAAGAAAUAAAAAAAACAGAUCUAAAAGUGAACCAUCAAGACAACAUGGCACUAGUGCGAAACAUCGCCGGCGCGUUCGGUCUACAUCAGAGAGUUCUUCAGAUACAGAGAGUUACGAAGAAAAAAAGAAAAAACGCGGUCACCGCAAGCACAGCAAAAGAAAAAUAAGCUCCUCAUCAGAGUAUAGCAGUGAGCAGUCUAGUGAGAGACGUAAUACAAAAGUAAAAGCAAAGAAAACAUCUAUACAUAUCGAACACGAUGAUGAAAAACAAAAAGUUAAUAUAGUAAAAUAUAAAAAUUUUGAUCAUGGACAAAAUUUAGAAUCCAACGAAAAUAUUAUUAAAGAUAACUCCGUAGAUGGGCCUUCAAUGAAAUCAGAAUCCGACAUACAAGAGUUAAAAAGUAAAACAAAACCAUGUAGCGAAACCGAGGCAGAAGCUAUUUCGGUAAAAACUAAUAUGGUUGUUACUGAAGCACAGAUACACAUGGAACGAGAGUCUACACUUAAUGGGAGUUCUGAAUUAAUUGUCACAAUGGAUUCAUCCAAUAACGUUGCAAUAGAAACUUCAAAUUUGCCUGUGACUCACAAAGAUUUAAAUGACGAAACAGGAAAAAAUCUUGAAAAUUCGUAUGACAGCGUUAAUAAGGAAAAUGAAAAUAAAACGCAAAGCGAAAAUAAUGGUGAAUGUGAUGUAAAUAAUGAUAGUCCUGAUAAUAAAAAAGAAGAUACCGUACGUGGUGAAGAUAAUAUAAUGAAAAUUCAUGAUGAAGAAUCUUUAAAGGUAAAUGAAAUGUCUUUAAAAAAACAACCACCAACUAGCGAUCAACCUGAUGUCGACGUAAAUAAAUCCGGAAACUUAUUGUCAGAUGAUAUUAAUCAAAACGAUAAUACAAGUUCAAAAAUAUUACAAGAAAGUCAAGAGUCUUCAAAAGAAUUAUGUCAAGAUUCCAAAACAGAUAUUGUAUCUGAUGAUGUAUGUAAGGAAUCCCAGUCGCGCUCAAACUCUAAUUUAGAAUUUCUUCGGAAAAGAUCGUUUCAGGUUCUAUCGGGUCCCGUUGAUGUAAAUCAAAACGAUAACAUGUCUUCAGAUAAAACGAGUCUAGAUAUAACAAGUGGUAAUAAUUCAGGAUCUCAAGAAAAAGGUGGCUCAACAUCAGUAUCCUUUGCAAAAAAAGAUGAAAUUUUCAAAAUUAAUGACUCUGAUUAUGCAUCAGAUCGCUUAAUGGGCGAAGAAGUUGAGCAUACUGAAGUUGAAGGAGAAACGGACAUAAAAUCUCAAGACGGGAUUGACAAAAGCCAAGUGAAGAAUCAAUAUGCAUCAACUGCAACAAGUAAUAGUGAUAUGGUUUAUAGUAUCGAUAAUGGAAAUGUUAUUCAUGUCCGCGAUGAUAUGCAAGCUGUUGAUCGAGCAGUGCAACAAAUUAUUAUGCAAAGUGCAUCUGAAGAAUACGAUAUGAAUGUAUCGCUACCAUUAACUUCCCCUAAAUCAAGAAAAUACACAAGAGACAGUCAAACGAAUAGUCGUAAAAGUAGCAUUUAUGAAACUGAGAGUUAUAAAGUCUUAUCAGAUGUAACGAGUACUGUUGAAGGUAUCUUGAAAAAGUCAAGUAAAUUAGAUGAAGGGUCGCUAGAAGAAGAUAAAGCUGUUGAUGAAGAUAAGGCUAUUCUCUUUAAAGACAAUUUUUUUAGUAGGGUACCCAGCGUAAGUGACAAUGAAAUUUAUUAUAGUCACUCCGAAGCAAAUGGACGUAGAAAACGGUUUCGUAAGAAAGGUAGAUCAAAAAGUCGCAUAGCAAUAAGAUCUAAAAGUGAGAACUCGGAGAGGGGUUACGAAUCUAGUGGGUUGAUGGAUUCGGGAUUUGAACCAAGUCCUAGACCAGUACAGCGAUGUAUUGUGAGUCCCCGUCUAAACGCCUAUUAUCAACAGAGAAACGCUAGUGGCAAAUUUUAUGGUAGAAUGGACAGCAAAAUUCCUGUACGUAAGCCUGGAGACAAAAACGCAGUGGAUAUGAGGUCUGUAACGCAAAGAAUACAAACUAACAUGAGAAGGUAUUACUGUGAACGAAAAAUAUUUCAGCAUUUACUAGAACUUAAGCGCUUACAAAUAAGGACUAGUAAAGCAAACGAAGCUGUUCUUGUAAAAAGAGCUAUUGAUGAAUAUAAUAAAUCCAGUUUGGCAAAUGUUGGAUUGGGUCCAUAUAACAAUCCAGAGUAUUCUUUUAGCAGUUUUGAAAAAUUUCUUUAUGACAGUUUGAGAAAGUUACAGAAAAGUGGAAAGAAGCAUUUAGAUAAGCUUCCCGAAAAACCUAUAGAUUUUGAUUACGGUGAAAGCGAACUGUACAAAAUGAGCGCUAUUCCAGAUAAUCCCUGUUUAUGCACUAGCAAGACACAUCGAUGUUUUCAUGCUGUACAUGCAUACACCGGCAUACCAUGCUCUGCAUAUAUUCCUUACAAAUGGAAUCACCACACGAUGCCUAAACCGUUGACAGCUGUUCCAAGUUCGAAGUCUAAAGGUUUCCUACCAAAAAUUAACUCGAAGCCACCGUCAGGUGCAAACAAAGCACACGUUACAUUAGAAGUGUCACAUGGUACUGAAAAACAGCUGAUAGCACUACCUGCUGAAAAAUUGGAUAAAAAUAAGAGAUAUUAUGUGACGUUUACAGUAAAAGGCUCUGAGCCAACAUCGGAUAACGACAAUGCCACGGCGGCAGCAAGCCCCAAUAAUAAGAGCGUUCGCAGUGGCUGA
Molecule: messenger RNA, 4191 nt
Organism: Parnassius apollo (apollo)
Lineage: Eukaryota; Metazoa; Arthropoda; Insecta; Lepidoptera; Papilionidae
Source: the annotation of a GenBank genome assembly